AUGAGGACUCCUCCCUGCGCUCUGAUUGGUCCAGCCCCCCUCCCUUUGCUCUGUGAUUCGCUAGAGCCGCUGUCUGUCAUGGCUCCGAGGGAUGGGCUCUGGGGUGCCAGCUGUCUCUCCCCGCUCCUCGGAGCCUCUUCUGCGGGUGUCAUGUCGUCCUCUCUCCCCGAGGGUAAGAAGUUGGUCCGGAGCCCGAGCGGCCUCCGCAUGGUCCCGGAGAGCGGGGCCUUCCACAGCCCCUUCAGCCUGGAGGAGCCGCGCUGGGUUCCGGACAGAGAGUGUUCCAGGUGUAUGCAGUGUGACACCAAGUUUGACUUCAUCAGAAGAAAGCACCACUGUCGCCGCUGCGGCCGCUGCUUCUGUGAUAAAUGCUGCAGUAAGAAGCAGUCGUUGCCGCGGAUGUGCUUCGUGGACCCGGUCAGACAGUGCUCGUGCUGCAACCUCCUGUCGCAGCGAGAGGCUGACUUCUACGACAAGCAGCUCAAGAUCCUGCUUCAAGGUGGAACCUUCGCUGUGACUUUGGGAACUUCAGACAAAACUGAAGCCAUGACGUGUCGCCUUUCCAACAAUCACAGGUAUCUGUUCCUGGACGGAGAGAGUCACUUCGAGGUGGAGCUGAUGCGGAUCAGCAGUAUCCAGGUUCUGACGCAGGGAUCCAGUCCAGACGAGGAGGACCUGCAGACUUACACCAGUCUGACGGACAGUCCGUGUUUCUACGAAGGGGCGGGGUCUCGAGCGUCUGGUCUGCAGCUGCAGUUUAGACCCGUGUCGUCUCAGGACUCACAGACGCUCAGACUCACCACCUGCUCCGACCACAAGGGGGCAGCACUGUGGCUGGCUGCCAUGCAUAAGGCGGCAAAGUUGCUGUACGAGUCUCGGGACCAAUGA
Messenger RNA from Knipowitschia caucasica, 888 nucleotides. The record is from the annotation of a GenBank genome assembly. Lineage: Eukaryota; Metazoa; Chordata; Actinopteri; Gobiiformes; Gobiidae.